Messenger RNA from Actinia tenebrosa (Australian red waratah sea anemone), 2209 nucleotides. Its product is annotated as MTOR-associated protein MEAK7. Gene Ontology annotation, biological process: response to oxidative stress. The record is from RefSeq and is a predicted model, not a curated record. Gene Ontology annotation, cellular component: nucleus. Lineage: Eukaryota; Metazoa; Cnidaria; Anthozoa; Actiniaria; Actiniidae.
CAUCCAUGACUGGUACAAGCGGUGCUACGAUAAAGAUAUAGUUGACAAAACCACCCUUUAUACUUGUAUCAAGACCAACAAUGCUUACAAAGGCUUGAAUCAACCCAUGGUCAAAACAGAAAAAGAAAAAAAAUAUCGCGAUUUAUAGCUCUUUCAAUCAAAUAUUACACGUCCCAAACCUUCACAUCAAUAAUGGGACUAUCCAACAGCCAUAUAUUGGAGUAUGAGGCAGCAAGGAAGUCUUUUUCUGAGUAUGAUAGAAAAAAACUAGACGAAGUUUUCAAUAAGAUGUCAAGCGACAAUGGGCGUCAUGUUAAAGUGAUAGAGAAAGAGCCUUUCCAGAGCUAUACCUCGUGGUUACUGCCAGAACAAGUCAGCAAGCGAUUCUUUAAAGAAAUGUGUGGAAUUCAAUCUUCCCUUGAGCAAGAUGUCAAGGAAUUUGAAGUAGGCAAAGAAGCCUUCUUCAUAACUCUUUGUCAUUUCUUUAAGAAAGGAAAGGAAGACAAGGCCAAAGUAUUUCAUCUUGUUGCAUCCGAUUCCAACUCUGUUACCAGUCCCGAAGUUGCAACUUUAUGUAGGUUUCUUCUUAAUGCGUAUGUCACUGCAUUGAAGUCAACGCAAAUAGGAAAACAAUGGAAAGUCGACUGCUCCAAAGAAGCAGAAGAAAGAUUUGUGCUAAUGGUAAUUAAGACAUUACUUGAUGAUAAAAAAGAGCCAUGCUUGGUUUCGGUUGGUGAUCUAGUCAGCUGGUUCACUAGAUUUCCAUUAGUAGAACACAUGUUUGUUGCUGUAGUCAAAGCAUGUUUUAUUGACUUGGAGGGUAUUGUUCAAAAACAUCCACAUGGUUUGAAUGAAGGCUGUGAGGAAACCAUCAAACAUGUACAUUAUGAAAGGUCUCAUAUCUUGAUUCCUUGCAAACUUGAAGUUAAUUUUGAUGAAACUGCCACUCUCCUAGACAUCCCAACCCUCUUGACCCUUAACCAUGUUUUGCCGCCCGACCUGCGACACAGAUGGAGGCUUUUAUUUUCCACCAAGAUCCAUGGAGAGAGUUUCCAUUCCUUACUGCAUCAGAUCACUCACCAGGGACCUACUAUUGUGAUAGUCAAAGACAGUGGAGGUCAUAUCUUUGGAGGGUUUGCUUCAAAAAGCUGGACAAUCAAGUCACAAUUUAAUGGGGAUAGUCGAUGUUUUUUAUUCAGUCUCCAACCAUCUUUAGCCAUCUAUCAUCCUACUGGUUACAAUGAGAAUUUCAUGUAUCUGAACAAUGGUAUGCAGACUCUGCCCAAUGGACUGGGCAUGGGAGGUCAGUUAGAUUAUUUUGGAUUGUGGUUGGAUGAGAACUUUGGCAGAGGCCACUGCAAAGGACAACCAUGUUCGACAUAUGGAAACCAGCAGCUUUCUUCUAGUGAGGUCUUUCAUGUCGAUGAACUGGAGGUUUGGGGUCUUGGUGUUCCACCAGAGAGUCAGCUAUGGCAGCGAAGUGUCUUAGACACAGAGGUUGAAGCCAAGGCAUUCUUGGAAGUAACAGGGAAAGAGUUACACAGUGCAGGGUUUAGGGAUCCAGAACCAUCUGAGUAGGCCAAACCAAAUGUAUUUUGAAUAUUGAUGGAAAAUUAUAAUUACAGUGAAAUUCAAUGUAUUUAUGAUAUACUUUGAAAAUUCGUAUAUAAUUUGUUUGGUGAAUGGGAAAAGGGGAUCAACAAUGUAUGGCUUACCAAUCAAUGCUAAAUAUUUCAUGAUAUGACUAAAAAGAUAAAUCAUAUUAUUAACAUCAUUUAUGCCCAGCGGACAUGUAUAUAUGUAUUAAACCAGGGUUAACAAUAGCAACCUGUUAAUAGAGGUUGACCAAUAUUUGCACUUUACUGUCCAAAUGCCUCUUGGGCUACCAGUCACAUGACUAGCGACAUGUUUUUCAUUCUUAUGUGGCUGGUCUUUGUUCCUGGCCAUUAGGGAUGGAUCAUUAAGUCCCCCACAGAUGCUUUCAGUGUCAUCACGCAACGGGGAGAAAGCGUUGCGUGACGACACUGAAAGCGGCUGUGGGGGAGAAUAGGAUGGACCAUUAAAUCCCUCCAAAAAUAUCCAGGAAGUACUUGACCUAUGAAAACAAUAUGGUGCAACCUCUCCUUUCAGAAAAGAAAGCACGGCAUGCCUGAAAAGCAGUGUAACUGAGUCGUUUACCGUGGAUAAAUAAAGUUAAUUAAUUAAUUCA